Pararge aegeria (speckled wood butterfly) is the source of this 1448-nucleotide messenger RNA. RefSeq names its product spherulin-2A-like. Lineage: Eukaryota; Metazoa; Arthropoda; Insecta; Lepidoptera; Nymphalidae. Bases 17 to 931 code for a protein of 304 amino acids. The transcript has a single exon. The record is from RefSeq and is a predicted model, not a curated record.
CGCUAUAAACAACAUCAUGUGUUUUAUUACGUAUUUAAUAAUCACAAUGAUUUUUAUUACGAAUUGUUACGCUAAAAUUACAAUAAAUAUAACUGUAGCGUCAAGCAAAGGUGGAAUAAUAUUACAUUUUGGUGGGAGAGAUACCAAACUGAUAAGUGACAAAGAAGUUAACAUAUUUAAUAUCACAGAUGUAAAUUUAAAACGUGGUAUAAGGGUUGAAUUUGGUGACACACCCAAUGAUGUUUAUCUAAAAGACCCCACUCCGUAUGGAAAUUUAUAUCAAAAGUUUAAAUGGCAACAAGUGAAUAGGGAAAUUAUUGUAAAAAGUGCAUCGGUGCUUGACAUUAUCAAUGAAAACAUUGUACUAACCGUGCACGAGCAUAUUAAUAAUGCUACAAGGGAAUUAAAAAUACCAAUAAAAAUUUUUGAAAAUGUUGAAAAUACUUUUAAAUCAUCUUGGUCAAAGAAUGGUUUACCAGACGACGAAAUUUAUUACGACAUUAAUAUUGAUUUUUUUAAUGAAAAAAAAAUUAAUUUUGAAAAUAAAUGGAGAAAUGACUCGUUAAGAACGGCAUCACUGCUUUUCGGAUACCAAACGGCAGGUAAAAUCAAUAUAGCGCCAGGUAAAGCUAUAAUAAUGAAAUUGAGAGCGAACAAAACAAUAAUACUGCUCAAAAUUACUUAUAUAGCGUAUCUAACGGGCAGUUUUUUAGCUAACUAUGCCCACUUGUUGGGGACAUAUCAUUUUUGGUCUCCAUCAGUUUCGAGUAUUAUGAAGGCUGCGAAACUAAGUAAUAAAAUAAUUACAACUGAAAUUUUGGAAAUAAAAUGCCAUACGGAUCCAGUUUUGGAUAUUUUUGAUAAAAAGAACGGAAAUAGGAUACCUAUUAUAUUUUUAAGCAGACCAUUUCGCAAACGAAAUCGUAAAUAGUCAUUAUUUUACUGUAUUGAAUUUUUUUAUAUUGGAGCUAUGUUCGACGCGACUAACACUUUAUUGCACGUAUAACAUACAGGAAAAGAAACAUUAAGGAGAAUACGGUAAACAAUGUAGACAUGCCGGCCGGAAAGGCGGCCUUAAUGUUACAAGCAAUCUUUUACAGGCUACCUUUGUGAAAGGACUUACAGCAAUAGACGUAGAGAUAGUAUAUUAAUUUAUUAUCAAUGGAUGGGGCUCAACUCUUGACGAGCUGGUUCUACCACGGGUAUGGCUCGUCAGGAGUGGAGCCCCAUGUUACUAUUACGACCCUAAAGUUGGUUAUGGGCUACAAUCCAUCCGAAAAAUGGGUAUGUCAGCUGUCAGUCUGUUCAGUCUGUACCUAGCGAAGUAGGCUAUCAUUUUGGAUCACGAUUAACCUGCGAUUGGAAGUGUGUUCUGGAAAUUUUGAUGGAAGUGAAUAAAUAAAUAAAGUCUUAAUAAAUAAAAUCUGAAUAAAGCCUUACCAGAAUCA